UAAUUUUCUUUGGAAGUUACGAAAUUUUGUUCAAUCUCAUAGAAUUUUUCAAGCACUAUUUCCUAGAAAUACAAAAUGGGGAAAAAAUGAUUUUUCGACUUGAAGUAAAUUCGAGAACUGAACUUUAAAAAUAAUUGAAUCUUAAAUGAGGAAAAAUUAUGGUCUGUUGGAAGAUUCGAAUUGUUGAAUUCUCGGAAGUAAAAUAGAAAAAAAAAAAAUGUUUGUUUUGAGUUGAUAUGUGGAAGUGAUGACACUAAAAAUGACGUCAACUUGGUUUUGUGUGAUAUUUCUCAUCAGUUUCUUCUUCGCCAAGUCGUCGGGGAAUCGCGCCUAUGUGGCUCCGGAGGAUUGCGAGUGGACUGCGGCAGGGAGUUUGGAUUCGUCUUCGGUGGCUCUCACGUGCAUCGUACGGACAAUUAAUGGAGCGUUCGAUAGUACCAACUUCAGCCUCAUCCAGCCGCAGAACACGGUGAGCUUGAAAGUGAAAUGCGAAAACGUUCUGUUCGAAAGUGCUCUUGCCAACAACUCUUUCCACCACCUGCGGGAGUUGCGAUCGCUGCACAUUGAAUUCUGCAAGUUGAAGGAAAUUCCGACCAAAGCCUUUUGGGGGCUGACGGAGCUGUCGAAUUUGACUGUGAGGACCUACAACAGUGAAUGGGGCGAGAUUUUCUUGAAGGUCAUCCCGGGGAGUCUGUCUUCGCUCCAGAAACUCAACAGGCUGGAUUUGAGUCGUAACAACAUGCCUGCGCUAGCACCAUCGCUCUUGUGUUCGCUACCCAAUCUACAACACCUGAAUCUGAGUUAUAACGACUUCAGCGAAGUUGUGAAUCUUGGAUUCGCGGCUACGAAUCGUACACCUUGUCCCGUGCACGUUCAGCAUCUGGAUUUAACCAACAAUCGCCUGAAAGUUCUCAGUGAUCGUGGUUUCUCAGCUCUCAGGCACCUGAGGACUUUGUAUUUGCAAAACAAUCGGAUAUCUCGCGCAGAGGAUACAGCAUUAUUUGGAUUAGGUAAGCUGCAAAUUUUGGAUAUUUCUGAUAAUCAGUUGAUAGCUCUUCCUCCGGGUUUCUUUAAAAGUUCAGAGUUAUUGUCAGAGUUGUAUUUGCAAAAUAAUACCAUGAGUGUUCUGCCUCCUGGGCUGUUCUCUGGUCUGCAGAAGAUGCUAGUGCUUGAUCUCAGCCAUAAUGCUCUCACUAGCCAGUGGAUGAACAGUGAUACUUUUGCUGAUAUGACUAGGCUAGUUGUGUUAGAUCUCAGCUACAACAAAUUUUCCCAUCUGGAAUCGGCUACAUUUAGGUCACAAUACAGUCUGCAGAUACUUCAACUGCACCACAAUGAACUCAUUAGCAUUGCCGACAACGCGUUUUCCUCGCUUUACAAUCUCCAGACGUUAGUGCUCAGUCAUAACAACUUGACGUACAUAGACGCUUUGACAUUUAAUGGUCUACAGAUGUUAAAUGUGAUAUCUCUUGAUUUUAACAGCAUCCAAGCCAUACAUAGCGAAGCUCUCAAAAAUUGCACAAAUCUCUUCGAACUGAAUCUUAAUGUCAAUAAACUGAUAGAAGUGCCAAAGACUAUCAAAUUUUUACAGCAACUACGCAGCUUGGACAUUAGUAAUAACAGAAUUUCUGUGAUAAACAAUGCAUCCUAUCAAGGUUUAAGACAUUUAUACAGUCUAAGAUUAGCCGGAAAUUCCAUUGGAAAUCUUAGUAAAGGAGUUUUCUUAGAUCUUCCGUCUAUUAGGAUACUGAAUUUGGCCGAUAAUAAUGUGCAAGCAAUCGAACAGGGCACUUUUGAUGAAGUCCCCGAAUUACACGCGCUUAGACUCGAUUCUAAUAUAAUAUCUGAUAUAAACUCUUUAUUUAUUAACCUGCACGAUUUGUUAAUGUUGAAUAUUUCUGCCAAUCGUAUUUCGUGGUUCGAUUAUGCGUUGAUUCCAAUUGGUCUGCAGUGGUUAGACGUGCACGAUAAUCAAAUAGAGACUCUAGGAAAUUACUAUGACUUAGAAUCUGUUCUGAAACUACGCACUCUGGAUGCCUCUUAUAAUAAGAUAACAGAGAUCGAAGCUUCUUCAUUUCCGAACAGUAUAGAAAUAAUUUUUCUGAACAAUAAUUUCAUUAAAAAUAUUCAACCGUUUACUUUCCUUGGAAAGCAGAAUUUGACCAGAGUAGAAUUGAAAAAUAAUUUAUUAGAGACUUUGGAAAUGACUGCGUUUAGAUUGAGUGAAGUCCCCAACAGGAGACCUUUGCCGGAAUUUACUGUCUCGCAAAAUCCCUUUGUUUGUGACUGUAACAUGGAAUGGCUGCAACGUACUGCUACUUUGGACGAUUCCAGGCAGUAUCCGAGGAUGACAGAUAUCGAGGAGAUCAUGUGCAGUUUGACAUUCAACAGGCGCAGGGACAUAGUCCCUUUAAUUCGCGCUCAAAGUUCGCAGUUUCUGUGUAGUUACAAGAGUCAUUGUUUUGCGCUGUGUCACUGUUGUGAAUUUGACGCUUGUGACUGCAAGAUGGUUUGUCCGGAAAAUUGUACGUGUUACUACGAUCAGAGCUGGAAUACUAAUAUUGUUGACUGUGGUAGUAAACGUCUUGCAGCUGUUCCGAGAAAGAUUCCUAUGGAUGUGACCGAAUUAUAUCUCGACGGCAGUGAUAUUCCUACUCUUUCAAGUCAUACUUUCAUUGGUAGGAAAAACAUGAAAAUUUUGUACCUCAACAACAGCAACGUGCACACUAUUGACAACCGUACAUUCAAUGGUCUUAGAGAUCUUGUUGUUUUGAAUUUGGACAGAAAUCGACUUACUGCACUGCAUGGCUAUGAGUUUGAAAGAUUGUUGUAUCUGCAAGAGCUUUAUUUGUCCUACAAUAUGAUCACUUCCAUCAGCAAUGUGACUUUCGCCGCUCUUAAGUCGAUUGAAGUGCUGCAUUUGGACCAUAACUACAUUGUUCAUUUCCAAGUGUGGCUCCUGAAUCACAAUCCGAGAUUACAGGAGAUUCGACUCGCCCACAAUCCUUGGACUUGCGAGUGUUACUUUGUGGGCGAUUUGAAAGAGUUCCUGCACCUCAAGGGAGAUUACGUCCGGGACAUCUACGACCUGGAGUGUCACUUCAAUCACAGUAGCAGUCACAUGCUGCUGGACUUCAACACGACUUCGUGUGACAAUUUCACUGCCGCUGCUGCCAGGCGCGAGUUUGAUCUGACAGACAUUCUGCCAAUUUUGAUCAUUGCCGGUUCGGUGUUGGCUGGUUUGUUGUGCGCGAUCAUCUUGGUGGUCGUGUAUCGGCGUGAGAUGGGCGUGUGGUUCUACGCCAAGUACGGAAUCCGUCUGUUCCAGGGCGGGAACACUCGCCGCGGUCACAGUGUCGGCGACGAGGACAAACUCUUUGACGCGUUCGUCUCUUACAGCAAGAAAGACGAAGCGUUCGUCACGCAGAUCCUCGCCCCCGAGCUGGAAUGCGGCGUACCGGCGUACCGGCUGUGCCUUCACUACCGCGACCUGCCGGGCGGCGGGUACAUGUCUGACGUCAUCGUGGAGGCCAUGGAGAGCAGUCGGAGGACAGUCCUCAUCCUAUCCGAAAACUUCCUCAAAUCGGAGUGGUGCCGAUUCGAGUUCCGCUCGGCGCAUCGCGAAGUGCUCAGCGCGUGCCAGCACAGACUUCUUGUGAUAGAACUGGGCAAGGUGGACCCCCAGGAGCUGGAUCCGGAUAUCCGGAUCUGGAUGAAACAAAGUCCGGUCCUCAGGUGGGGCGAGAAACUGUUCUGGGACCGGCUAAAGUACGCCAUGCCGGACGUCCGGCACCGAAAAACGGAAAGGAACAGGAACGACGUCAGUGUAGCUGUACAUAUUUGAAAACUAGUGCUAUUUCUAUUGUGGAUAAAUUUCAUUUUUUCACACGAGGAAGAAAAGUUUUACAUACAGUGACGUGCACAUCUUGGGAAACGUUGUGUACAUAAAGUCUGGAUGAAUAGUCAAGAUGAAUAUAUAUGUUAUCCUAGUCUUUCAUUUGAUAUUUUUCCUAUUUUGAUGCUAAUAUAAAGCUUGAUAAAGUCUUUAAUUGUUGUUCGUUC
This is a messenger RNA of Uloborus diversus, 4062 nucleotides long. It is a transcript of the gene Tollo, whose product is annotated as toll-like receptor Tollo. The record is from RefSeq and is a predicted model, not a curated record. Gene Ontology annotation, cellular component: extracellular matrix. Gene Ontology annotation, molecular function: protein binding. Lineage: Eukaryota; Metazoa; Arthropoda; Arachnida; Araneae; Uloboridae. Gene Ontology annotation, biological process: signal transduction. The transcript has 2 exons. Bases 248 to 3844 code for a protein of 1198 amino acids.